AUGUCUAGCUCUACUAUAGACACAGUUGAGAAGUCAGCUAAACCUCACUUUGAAGAAGAAGCUGAACCUGCUAUCGACCAUGUGAAUGAGCCCCGUCUUCGCCCCGAGGUUCCAGAUGAAGGAUUUUGUGAUAUAAAGACCAAGUGCGAGGACGAAUCCAGUCGCCAAGAUAAGUCGUCUAACAAAACUGUCAAGCCUCGUCACGAUUUGGAGGCAGGUUUUGAAAAUAUAUCUCAUCACGAUGCCGAGGUUCAUUUUGACAGGGGAUGGGCGUGGGUGGUCUGUGCUACAACCUUCGUGAUGGAGUUUUUCGUGGGAGGACUUAUUACAAGCUCUGGAGUGAUAUAUGCUGCAUUAGUCGACGAGUUUAACAAGUCAAGAGCCGAAACAGGUGAGAAAACAUUUAAAUAUUCUGGUGUUGACCUUGCAUGAAUUGCAUGUAAUAAAAAACUUUCAUUUCAAGAAUCGUCAGUUUACCUUAAAUAGACCUUUUUAGCUUGUAUGGUUUGUCCUCCCAAUGAAGGUCUCAGGAAAAGUCGUCCCGUUGUCUUUUCAACAAUUAUGCUUGCAUAUGCCGCGAAUAAGAAAACAAAUUGAAAGAAGAAACAGUCCUCUUGAGUAUUAUUACAUAACCUACAUUGGGAAAACAAAAACAUACAAAUUAAGGGGUCUAUAAAAACGAGUUCUUUAAAGCUACGGUAAAACGGCAACAAAAACGUGUAACUUGUACAUGUUUUGAAACAAAUGUCUUGCAACAAAUUAAGUUGUUGCGAGUUGCGUGAAUACUGGCUUCUGAUUGGAUAAAAUUGCGCGGGAGUCACGCCAUUCACGGAGGUUACGUCACUUGUUGCAAAUAAAUUUACCUUGGGCCGGUAAAACACGCAACAUGUAGAGAUUCUGUUGCAAAAAGUAAAACUACUCCCUACUUUCCGCAACAAUUUUUCUCAAUCUGAUUUCUUGCAAGACAGGUUAGAUUCGUGGGUGAGAAAACGCGCAACAUCACUAUUCUAAACGUUAUGCAGCAAUUUUACAACUGAAAAACGUUGCAAGUUUCCGCUGCCCGUUUUAUCAUACCUUAAAAAAAAGAAGUUACCUGCUCAUACUUUCCUAGCCUGCGAACAAGCUCUCCGGGGAACGGGGCGCAUUGGCGGAACGAUCAUACUCAACCUGCCUUUUUAUAAUUUACUUUUCAGCUUGGGUUAGUUCUCUUGCAGUAUCCACGUACUACUUAUUUUUUCCACUCGGUGCCAUACUCAGCAAACGCUUUGGAUGCUGGGUUGUCGCCCUCCUUGGCACCCUGGCCUGUUCCAUCGGCUUACUAAGCUCAUCUUUUGUCACCAGUCUCCCGAUGUUGUACUUGACCUACAGUGUGGUGUGGGGCAUGGGUGCGUCCUUCGUGUACUUUGCUGAUUUGUUGAUUCUGACGAAGUACUUUAAAGCGAGGCUAGCGUUUGCCAAUGGGAUAAUGGCCCUCGGUGGCGCAGUAGGUGGAAGUAUUUUGAAUCCCACUAUGCAGCAAAUGUUUAUUCAUCUUGGACUUGCAAACAUGUUCCGUGUUCUCUCUGGGGUGUUUCUGAUCUUAUCCGUGUUUUCCCUGGUUUAUCGGCCAAAACGCGGCGUCUUUCCGCGUAACGGUGACAUUAUGGACACUGAAUGUGAGAAAAAGUGCACGUUUGACUGGGAAAUCUUGAAAAAUAAAGCGUUUAUCAUGUGGAUUGCUGUCAGUUUUAUCUUCAUGCUCGGAUACAUGGUCCCCUUUGUUCAUUUGGUGAGUAUUCUUGUAACAACGUCUUUAUAAGGGGCCACCACCCACUAUAUAUAAGUAGACUGAAUUGACCCUCUACUGCGAUAGGGAUACUAAGGGACACAAUUAUUCACAAAGUAAUAGGAUGAUCCAUUUCUCAUUCAGAACUUUCAUAGGGAUUCUUAACUUACUUUUCUAUUGAACAAGCCCAAGGCCUCUAAAGGGGUACACUGGAUGCGUCAUCUCGCUCAUAGUGCUUAAGUGCUGCUCGCUUUUAAUUUCGUCAUCCCAAAGAUAAAAAAUUCCUCUGGCGCCCAGGGUACCAAGGGGGCUCAUCUACAAUCAACUUUAAUUUUCUGUUUUUUGAGCGAUCUGUCAAAAAAACUGGCGUCAGUUUGUUUAAAGGCCAAGAAUUGUCAACUUUUAGGGUUCGUCGAUACAAACAAAACUUUAAUGAUUACUGAAAAGCAUAAAGUGCUUACAUACUCACACCCAGUAACUAAAACAAUCCUAGCCUGCGAUCAAGCUCUCUUGGGGCUCCCGGAGCAACGGGGAUGUGUGGGGGCAGGGGGGAAGGAGAGCUUGCACGCGCGUCUCAUAAAUUUGAACACUUAUCUGCGUCCCAGAAUGGAUGCAAAAUACUGAUUGGCUGAUUUGUAAUCAGGCGAUGACGCAAUGCUCCCCCGAGAGAGCUUGCUCUCCUUCCGUUUUCGUCCCGUCGAAAGAGUGCCCCGGAGAGCUAGCUCGCUAGCGAAAACAAUCCUAGAGAUCUUUUUUUUCUUUGUUUUCAGGUUCGCUUGGCUGAGGACAUUGGAAUUGACAAGACACGUGCGUCCCUUCUACUUACGUUCGUCACAGUCGGUUCGGCACUGGGUCGUAUAACCUUUGGUCGAAUCUCGGACUUCCGAGGCUUUAAUUGCGUGUACCUUGCCCAGUUGGCUUUUUUGGUUGCAGGAUUGAGCAAUUUUGUUGUGCCUUUGACGGAAUCGUAUAAUGUGUUGGCAGUAGGAGCCUUUAUAUUUGGUCUGUUUGGAGCCUGUUACCUCGUUCUAAACCCAGUCAUCGUGUGUGACAUUCUAGGCCCCCAAAAAGUAUCCUAUGGCUUAGGCAUUACUUUUUUUGUAAUCGCUAUCCCUCGGACUUUGGGGCCACUCAUCGCCGGAUGGAUUUAUGACGGGUUUCAAAGCUAUGCACUCGCUUUCUACACUUUGGGUGGUACUACCUGUCUAUCCGCCAUUUUGACAGGUAUUGUUCCAAUUUUGCUUCGCCAAAUGGGUAAAUAUGAAAUGGACGGUGAAUCCGCAAAGAAAACUCAAGUCGAACCG
This is a messenger RNA of Porites evermanni, 3069 nucleotides long. The record is from the annotation of a GenBank genome assembly. NCBI's taxonomy places the organism in Eukaryota, Metazoa, Cnidaria, Anthozoa, Scleractinia, Poritidae.